Molecule: messenger RNA, 2740 nt
Organism: Mollisia scopiformis
Lineage: Eukaryota; Fungi; Ascomycota; Leotiomycetes; Helotiales; Mollisiaceae
Product: DUF1604-domain-containing protein
Exons: 2
Coding region: 499-2604 (701 amino acids)
Biological process (GO): mRNA processing
Cellular component (GO): nucleus
Molecular function (GO): RNA binding
Source: RefSeq, a predicted model, not a curated record
AUCCUUUGAAGUUUGCUCCUUCACUUCUCCAAGCCUCGCCCCGGCGUAUGCGGACAGCUGUCAAAACGUCAAGCUCUGCAACCGAGCCUCGUAAUAAUCCCGCAUCAUGGGGAUAAUCCUGCUUCGGGCCUGAAGACUUGACCCCAACAACCAAUUAUCUGAGGUCGCAAACAGAAACCGUGUGGGGGCCAAGGGACAUUGAAUUCAGUGUCGCAUGAAUUUUUGCACCAACAUAACCCCUGCAAUUCCGACCAAAUUUCCAGCUUUGCGCUAUUGUCCAUAAAACUAAUCCGAAAACGCUAUUGCUAGAAGCGCGGCUAAUCCAAGAGCCUCCAGAUUUGCUUUCGCGCUUGUAAACCAAUAGAUUCGCACAGCUCACUGCUCUCCUUCAAACCACAAGGCUGAACUCGUCGUAUCGUAGCCUUCUCUACAUAGAUGUGCAUCUCGAUAUUUCUUAAGAGCAUUCCGAAUUGAGCAGCACAGCGCUUAUGUCGUACGAUGUCCGGGAAACGCUCUCGUGCGACUUACGAAGCCGACCUACAGGCUCAGCAAUCUCCAUUCGUUACUUUCGGAACUCCUCUCCCUCCCCUGGAUCCAGAUGUACGAGAUGAUGGGUCUUAUGUGCCAGUAUGGAAGCAGGAAGUUAGAGACGAGAGGGGAUUGAAGCGUCUCCAUGGCGCAUUCACCGGAGGAUUCAGUGCAGGAUAUUACAAUACCGUUGGCUCUAAAGAGGGAUGGACACCAUCGACCUUCGUCUCUUCACGCACGAAUCGAAAGAAAGAUGGUCCAAAAACGGCCCAGCAACGACCGGAAGAUUUUAUGGAUGAAGAGGACAUCGCAGAUGCCGAAGAAGGGCGGAGAGUGGAAACCACGCAAGGAUUUGCUGGCUUGGGCUCUACUGAAGACGAUGCUGUCCGACGAGGAGCAUUCAUUGAUUUAUUUCGGGUUGAUGGCGAAACAGUUGGAGUCAAGUUGCUGAGGAAGAUGGGUUGGAAAGAGGGGCAAGGCAUUGGACCCAAAGUUCGACGAAAAGCUCGUCUCGAUGGAGUUGAAGAUAAUGCUGCUGAGAUGCACCUCUUUGCUCCAGAAGAUACAAGUAUGAUAAGCUUUGUAAAGAAGAACGAUCACAAAGGAUUGGGAUUCGAUGGGGAGACAAAAUUGUCUUCGUUACAAGGGACAGGCUCUGACGAUGUCAAGUCAGAGGAUGAAGAAGAAGAUGGCAGAUUAUCGUUAGCCCCGAAACCUACAAAGAAGAAGAAGGUCAAAGUGGGCGGGAUAGGGAUUGGUAUUCUGAACGAUACUGGCUCAGACGAUGAGGACCCUUACGAAAUCGGUCCUCGAAUAUCCUACAAUCGCGUCAUAGGAGGAGACAAGAAGAAGAAGAAGCCUAUCAGUGGGGCUGUGAACCCACUGUUGAAGUCAAAACCUAUCUUCAUCUCAAAGAAGACCGCAAUGGCAAAGGCAGCUGCGGGAUUCCGGAAAUGUCACGAUGGCCGGUUACCAUUAGAUGGGUUCAUCUUGAGCAGCAUUGAUGAAUUCUCUUCUGUCCUGCAAUCUGCGACUAAUUACGCCCCUCCCAAGAUACCAGAAGGAUGGAAGUCUUCGAAACAACCUAGAGCUGGUACUCAACAGGCGGCAUUUCUAUCGACAUCAGAUGCAGCUAAAGCGUCAAAACUUGAUCCAAAGUCUCGAGCUUCUAUCCUCGGUGAAGCAGCUCUUCCAGGGAAAUCUGUCUUCGAUUUCCUGUCUCCAGCUGCACGAAAUAAAAUAGCAGCAGCUUCAGGAAAAGACAAUCUGCCCGCAGCUCUUGGCGAGGUUCCCGAAGGCUACAGCAUGACCGAAGAAGAGCGCCAAAAAGAGUUCCUUUCACAGAUCCCCAAAGUGGACAAAUACACCGCCGACGCAGCACUCAGCCGUGGAGCCAGCGGCUUCAUGCCAUACGGCGAAGACGAAGCGAAACGAAACCGCUACCGAGCAUACCUCGAGAACCAAGCAGGCAUAAGUCCCACCUUACCCGAAAAGCCCCCCAGAGUAUCAAGGAUAGACUGGUUAAAAGAACUAAAAGAAUUCGCAAACUGUGCUCAAAUCUUCAAACCCAUGUCCGGAAUGAUGGCCACACGCUUCACCUCAUCUUCCACCGCACCGAAACUUGCCUCCGAUGCCCCAGACUCCUCAUCACUCCUCAGUAAACCGGCACCCAAACCAGAAGAUCCUGCUGAACAAGCUGCGAAAUUGGGAAUGUACGGUCCCAUGACGAGGAGUACGAAGGAUUGGUACCCCACUCGCCUCCUAUGCAAAAGAUUCAACGUCAAACCACCCGCGCACGUGCAACCCGGCGCUACGGAACACGACGAGGAGGCUAGUAUUGGACCGAAAAAUUCCGCGCCUGAUCUGGUGUCUAAAAGUGCAUUGGACGAUAUGAUGAAAGAGUCGUUCGAUCAGCAGAAUCGUGGUAGAGCAACACCUGUAGAGGUGGAGGUCGAGAAACCGAAGGAGGUAGCUGUUGUCGUUGUUGAUAAGGAGAGGAAUGAGGCGUUGGAGGGGAAGAGGGCUGGGGAGGCGGUGUUUAAGGCAAUUUUUGGGGAUGAUAGUGAUGAUGAUUAAUGGAGUUUUGCCUAUGUGCAUACAAAAUAUAUCUUAUUCACGUUUUGGGCUGGUUGGCUUUUACCUACUGCUAUGAGGCUUGGCGGUUAGCAUUGUCCAGCGCUAUGUACUGGCCAAGUGGCUUGCUCUGCCACUC